AUGAAAAAAUCAACUCAGACAAACACUGUAAUAUUUAUUGAGCGUGUACUCAGCAGUACUGUAAAUAGGUUGGGAGCCCCGGGACAGCCCGGGCCUGGGCGGGAGGCGAGAGGCCUGAGCGGCCCGCCGGGCGCUGGGACCCCGCACAGCCCUUCCCCAGGGCCGGGGCUGCUGCUCAGCCUCGGCUCCAGCACGGGGGGAGGAGAGCGGGUUUCUCCAGGUGGGGACGUCCCUUCGGCCUGUAGGCAGGGGAGCAAAGGGGUGGGAAGACUCCUCUUUUUCAUCUGUCUGUCCCAGGUGGCAAAGCUGGCAGCUCUUUCUUCUGGUCUGCCAUUUGCAUGUAUCACUGUGUAUGCAGCAACAGAAAAGGAAGCAAAAGGUCACCUGGUAAAGCCAAAUCAGCUCCCAAUUUACUGUCCACCCCCUCUGAAGUUGAAAUACAUUGAGGAGCAGCCUGGACACCUGCAGAAGCAGUUGUCUUCAGUCCGGCAGACAACCGGCCGCUACCUUGGCUGGUGCAGGGAUGCUUUUGUCUUUGUUAAAAAUGGAAUAAUGGAUUCCAUUCAAUUUGGGAAAGAUGCUUACAUUUACCUGAAGAAUCCACCACCAGAUUUUCUUCCCAAAGCUGGUGUCAUCACAAUAUCGGGCUUAGCUGGCAUAGUGCUGGCAAGAAAAGGUUCUAGAUUUAAGAAAAUUGCUUAUCCACUGGGACUUAGUACUUUAGGAAUUUCUGUUUGUUACCCAGCUCAAGCAGUGGUGUUUGCUAAGGUAAUGGGGAAAAAGUUCUCCUCUGCAAGCCAUCAGACGUACGGAGCUGUGCGGUCACUGUGGGCAAGGAGCGAGGGUGUCCCCAAGUUACAGCAAGAGACAAAAUCGGUUACGCAAGAAGAUAAGAAGAAAAAAGACAUUUCUAGUACAAAACCUGAGUCUGCUAUUGAAUCAAGACCAUUUAACAGAACAGCAUCUUCUCCAGUAGAGUCUUGGAGUAAUAAAGAUCCAGUGCCUUCAUCAGGAACAGUGAAGACAACAAAAUUUAAACCUGAUCCAAAACUUAUGGACCACGGUCAGUCCAGCCCAGAAGAUGUGGAUAUGUACAGUACUAGAAGCUGAGACAAAUCUGCUCACAAAUCUCUGCAGAGAGUUGCAGAUAAGGGGGAGGGAAGAAGGGAAGGAAUAAUCCUUGCAAUACAUACACUGUGAGGUAUAAUUUAAU
Messenger RNA from Chaetura pelagica (chimney swift), 1213 nucleotides. RefSeq names its product apolipoprotein O-like (gene APOOL). The coding region runs from base 1 to 1110 and encodes 369 amino acids. Gene Ontology annotation, biological process: cristae formation. The transcript is spliced from 11 exons. The record is from RefSeq and is a predicted model, not a curated record. Gene Ontology annotation, cellular component: MICOS complex. Lineage: Eukaryota; Metazoa; Chordata; Aves; Apodiformes; Apodidae.